This is a messenger RNA of Macrosiphum euphorbiae (potato aphid), 225 nucleotides long. NCBI's taxonomy places the organism in Eukaryota, Metazoa, Arthropoda, Insecta, Hemiptera, Aphididae. The record is from the annotation of a GenBank genome assembly.
AUGGCCAGUAAACAAACAAACGCCAUUGAGAUAAACAGUGCGGCCGCCGGGCAGACAAUCGGGUCUGGAGCCGUGGCAGCUGCAUUUUGCAGCUGCCACGGCCACAUUCAGUUGGCCAACGUGGUCAAGCAUAUGUUCCUUAUCUUGGCCCAAGGUCGUCGCCGUCUCGGGUUAUUCACCAUGAUAAGAACAGACCAAAAGUAUUAUAAUUAUAAGCGGAUGUAG